This is a messenger RNA of Castor canadensis (American beaver), 2783 nucleotides long. The record is from RefSeq and is a predicted model, not a curated record. Lineage: Eukaryota; Metazoa; Chordata; Mammalia; Rodentia; Castoridae.
GAUGGAAAACUGCAGUAGCAAGUGUCUUAACUCUGACCUUUUCCCCCUUCCUCCUUUGUACCAGAUCUUAUCAUGUGGGCAACCUGCUGCAACUGGUUCUGCUUGGAUGGACAGCCUGAGGAAGUCCCCCCACCUCAGGGCGCCAGGACCCAAGCCUAUUCCAACCCUGGGUACAGCUCCUUCCCUUCCCCAACAGGCUCUGAGCCAAGCUGCAAGGCCUGUGGGGCCCAUUUUGCAAGCGCAGCCCGGAAGCAGACCUGCUUGGACUGUAAGAAAAACUUCUGCAUGACCUGUUCCAGCCAAGAGGGGAAUGGGCCCCGCCUCUGCCUUCUCUGCCAACGGUUCCGAGCUACAGCCUUUCAGCGAGAGGAGCAGAAGAUGAAGGUGAAGGACCUGAGGGACUAUCUCAGCCUCCAUGACAUCUCUACUGAAAUGUGCCGGGAGAAAGAAGAGCUGGUGUUCUUGGUGCUUGGCCAGCAGCCUGUAAUCUCUGAGGAGGACAGGACUCAUGCCCCAACCUUGUCCCCAGACUUCCCUGAGCAGCAGGCCUUCCUGACCCAGCCUCACACCAGCACAGUACCUCCUACCUCACCCAGCUUCCCUCCUUCACCUGCACAAGCCACCUCUGCCCCCCCAGCCCAGGCUCAGGAAAACCAGGCCAAUGGCCAUGUGUCUCAGGACCACGAGCAGCCCGUCUACCUGGAGAGCACAGCCAGAGCACCUGCUGAGGAUGAGACCCAGUCCGUGGACUCAGAGGAUGGCUUUGUCCCAGGCCGGAGGGCCUCUCUAUCUGACCUUACCCACUUGGAGGACAUUGAAGGCCUGACAGUGCGGCAGCUGAAAGAGAUCCUGGCUCGCAACUUUGUCAACUACAAGGGCUGCUGUGAGAAGUGGGAGCUGAUGGAGAGGGUGACGCGGCUGUACAAGGAUCAGAAAGGACUUCACCACCUGGUGUGUGGUGCUGAAGACAAAAACGGGGAAACAGUGCCAUCUGGCCUAGAGGAGAACCUAUGUAAGAUCUGCAUGGACUCACCCAUUGACUGUGUUCUGCUGGAAUGUGGCCACAUGGUGACCUGUACCAAGUGUGGCAAACGCAUGAAUGAAUGUCCCAUCUGCCGGCAGUAUGUGAUCCGAGCGGUGCACGUCUUCCGUUCCUGAGGGCUUGCAUCAGAUUCUUCAGUGCCUUAUGGGAGAUAGCCUAGAGUGUCUGGGCCCAGGGUGGUCAGCUUGCAGAGGGGCAGGCUAUGAGAAGAAAUUCUGCAGUGUUCCCAAGACCAGGGCAAGCAAAGAUGCCAUGUUCAUCCUUGGGCAUGCCUGUCUUGCCAUAGGGGUGCACCUCUUGACUGGCAGAUCCCCGGACCAGUGGGAACUGGUACAGAUCCCCACUGGGUGAGUGUCCAUUUCAGUGAACAGAGGUGGUAAUGGCAAUUGAACAGAGGACUUUCCAUAACUUAGACCAUGUUUUCCUCCCUUCCUCUGAGAACCUAGACACAUUUUCAACUCGUCCCCUAGACACGCUUGCCUGUUUCAUCAAUUGGAAGUCCUGCUAGAAAUGGUUCUCUUCCAGCAUAUUUGGAUUUAAAUUUCUGGUCUCUCUGCCUUAACACACCUUUAAAAUCUCACUACAUUGCCUAAAAUCCAUUUGUUUAUUUGGACCAAAAAUAAGUUAGUUUAUCAGAUCAAUCUAUCCUUAGGAUAGAAUUUGGAUCAGUAAACUUAUCUCUGGUAAGAAAUGAAACAAAUACUAUAGAAAAGUUUCAAAAUUGUUGCUUCCUUGAGUGCUGGGAUUGGAAGCUAUCAGUCAACUGACCUGUCCUGAGAGCCAACAAAGCAUCUGGCUCCCAAACUGCUGCAAAGUCCAGUCUCUGGAGGCCAGGAUGGUACAUGGAUAAUCUCUGCUGCUGCUGCUUUUGGGUCUUGACUUUGAACCGUCCUUAAUUUUUGGAUUAUGAAGAAAAAGGAAGCAUUGCAUGGAAGCAAUGGUUUUCUGCUUAUCUUUGGCUUAUGUUUUUCCUUUUCCAACAGGCAAAGGGUUUUAAACUUGGUCUCAAAGAAGGCAUAGAGACUGAGGCAGAGCCUUGCUCUUCUCUAGUCAGACUUCUCAUGAAGUUUUUGGAGACCCUAAGAGGCACUGGAAGGUACUAAAUGAGGCUGGAUUCUGCCCAGGAGCAGACAGCUGGAAGUGCCUACUUUCAUUUCCUUUCUCAGCCUAUUGAUUUUUCAGGCAGGUCAGGAUGAAGCAUUUCUCUGGGCCCUUUGAUCAUGAGGAGCUGAUGUUCUUGAGGCACCUUAGGGUCUUUACACCACUGGAGCUGAUUAUAGUUAACUGGGAAUGUUCAGCAAAGCACAAAACACAUAUGCUAUCAGAAGAGCUGUGUGUGCCCUAUUCCCAGUGGAUAAACUAUGCAAACCCUAAGCAUCAGAGGGCUUGGAAGCCCCCCCCCAAAAGAGGAACCACACCCACACCCCAACUGAGAUCUGAGACUAGAAGAACUAUAACUAAUGACUGGAAGCAGAGGGAAGCCUCUAAGGGGAUGUAUUAGACAUGCUGUGCUUUCCUUCAUCAACCCACCAAAUGUCUGGGGGAAUUUAGUAAUUUCAUAAAGUAGUUGUCAGUGGAACCCUGGCCAUGUACCUCAACAUACACUAAGUCUGGAUGAUCUAAUUCUGGGCAGCAGCUUUUGUAGAAGUUGGGGAAUCAUAUUCUCCCAUGAUGUCACCUUUCACCUUUCUGCUGGUCAUUAAGUACUAUAGUUUACAAUGCCUUCAAUUUAACAAAGGGU